Messenger RNA from Phyllotreta striolata, 519 nucleotides. The record is from the annotation of a GenBank genome assembly. Lineage: Eukaryota; Metazoa; Arthropoda; Insecta; Coleoptera; Chrysomelidae.
AUGUCGGAGCAGUCCGAGAAGAAACCGAGCAAACAGAAAAAGAAAAAGUACCCCGUACCGCUGAUACGAUGGACUCCGAACCUCCCCAUCGUCAAAGACGACAACAUCAUAUCCUCGACGGCCCGCGAGAAGAACAACUUCGGCUUCAUGCCCACCUACGAAGUCCACAACCACCCGAUCAACAUGUACUACCUGAUGACCGGCGAGUACCAGCGCAUCUGGCUGACCGAGCGCGACGCCUUCGCCAAGGCGGUGUACUCGGCGCCGGCGCGGCUCUUCGACACCAGCGACAACAACUUCAGGCGCAAGUUCGUCCAGCGGCUGUUCACCUACCGCAAGCCGACCAAGUUCUCCUGCUUGGAGGCGAGGCGGCGCGACUGGAAGCGACUGUCCGCCGACGAGGCGUUCGCCAUACGCAUGCGCGAGACGCGCUUCAAGGUGCCCAAGGAGUGCAACCUCGAGCCGGAGAAGGAGGAGAAGUGCAAGUGCACCUGCGAUGAGAACAAGUCCAAGGAAUGA